AUGCUCCUCGCUCUGCUCGUCCAGUUGGUCCUACUAUGUCUUGGUGGAAAUAUGCCCUUCGCAUAUCAGAGUGCCGGCCCAGUUGCCGCCGUGACGGAGCAGGGAAAAGCUCAGGUCGGACAGUCUGCGGGGUCGUUACGAGCAGCCAAGGCGCAUACAUUACCAGGCGAGGACCCUGCAGAUCUCGAGUCCCUCACAGAGAUGCGCGGACCUGGGUUUUGCGAGACAGAACCCGUCGUUCUCAAUAGCACCUCGUCCCACUUAAAUGUCGCCGGUCCGGUUCCAGGUCACAUAUUCUUGUUUAAUGUUGUUUACCUCGUCUAUGUCUUCUGCUUCGUCCUCCGUAUGUGCUUCCUCACCCCGAACCUGGCCUCGGCGGUGACGAUCCGCUUCUUCCUGUGCGUCUCUGUUGCAUUCCUUUUCCGAGGAUUGUCGUGUCUGGUCUGUUCGGUUGCGGGACCCUCCAUGGGCAGCAACAGGCCGGGGCUUCUUGGAGGGCAUGCCGUCCACGUCGUUCUCGAGGCGGCGGGGCUGUGGACUUUCGGAGACGACGAUGGCGUUUCUCCAGUGUCUUCCCAGAGGCUGAUUCUCUGGAUUCUCGUCUCCUUCUGGGGAUACUACACGAGCAAGCAUGUCUUCCUUGCAUACGCCGUUGUCCCGAUUGUGGCGGCCGUUGUCUGCCUGGUUUCCAGCCCGUCCACGAAUCAGUUCGCCGGCCACGCAGCAGCGACGCUCUUCAUUUCGUGUGUGUGUAUCAUUUACCAUCUCCUCGUAGACAUCGCGGCACAACGCUACCUGCGGACGCAGUCGUUUGGCCCUUCUGCCGGUUCGAUUGCAGCGUUUUGUGAGCGGUAUGUGGUGGGAGAUGCUCUAAUACAAGUCCUCGCUUUGCUUGAGGCGCUACAUUUGCGACUGGAGGGAGCGCUGUGUGUCUCAUCCCCUUCCGUCGUCGCUCAUAUAAAGCUUCCGGAACAGGCGGCCGACGAGGACCCCGUUUCUGCUCAGCAGCUGGCCUCGCACAGUCUCACUUACGAGGACUUGGCCAGCCGUGUUGUCCUGGCGUACGCAGGAAGCGGGGAUUUCGACGCGACAAACUGCCGUCAAUUUUUCCAAGGGGUGGUCAAGAAGGUGAGGGCAUUCAGGAAGCUGGUGAGAUGCCGUGAAGCUGGUGAUGAAGCGCCCGCAGCGACAGAGUGCGAAAUGGAAGUCUUCGCAGCCCCACAGGCACGCCGUGCGAAUGUCAGUGCCUCUCCUGAGUUCGGCGCAUGA
This is a messenger RNA of Neospora caninum, 1269 nucleotides long. RefSeq lists its product as hypothetical. The transcript has a single exon. The record is from RefSeq and is a predicted model, not a curated record. The coding region runs from base 1 to 1269 and encodes 422 amino acids. NCBI's taxonomy places the organism in Eukaryota, Apicomplexa, Conoidasida, Eucoccidiorida, Sarcocystidae.